AUGACUGAAGCUCCAAUUGUCAACAAUACUUUGACUGUCGAGGCGGUCACGUACUACAACUACACCACACCUUUACAGAUCACCAAGAGAGAAAUCAAGGGCCAUUCCGAGUCGUCUUUCCUCGCUCCAACUGAAAUCCUGGUCAAGACAAAAUAUGCUGCCUUGAACCCUGUUGAUGUGUGUUUAUGGCAGUUGUGUCCAAAAUGGCUGAAGAGAGGCCAGCCAAAAGGUUUUGGCGGAGACUUUUCUGGUGUCGUCCUGCAAACAGGCUCCGACGUCAAAUCUUUCAAGGCCGGAGACAAGAUCUACGGAGACAUCAUAAGUCCUUUCAAUCCUGAAGGCUCAUUUUCAAACUACCAGGUCAUUGACGUGACCAAACAAACGAAGGUCGCCAAGGUUCCUGAAGGACUGCCUAUGGAGAAGGCUGCUGGUACCGGGAUUCCAUUCGGGACCGCAUACGAAUUGAUCACGAAACAUAAGAACCUGAAGGGCGCAAAUGUCCUUGUUCUUGGUGGAGGUACCUCUGUGGGAAUGAUGGGGCUUCAGAUACUCAGACACCUGGGUGCUCAGUACAUUCUCACCACCUGCUCUUCCAAGUCGAAUGCCGUUGCCCACGAAUUCGGUGCUCACGAAACAGUGGACUACCAUGACAAGGAGGCAGAGUACAAGCAGAUUGUUGAGGCCACCAAGAAACACGGAAAGUUUGAUCUUAUCUUUGACACCUGCAGAGACGAAGUUUUCGUGGGACGAUUGAAAGACGUCCUCAAGACCAAGAAAGAAGGUGGAAAAUACAUCCAAGUUGCUGGAAGCAACACUAUGUCUUACGGAACAAUUAGAUACAGAGACAUGAUUCCAUCCAGGGGAAACCUGAGAGAGCAAAUUCUGUCUAAGCUUGGCCUUUCCAACUACGACUUUGCUCUCGGAAGCAUUAGCGAUGGUGCAGGCUUUGCUAAGGCCGUGAGCGAUAUGUGGGAGAAAAAACAGUUCAACGUCGUUGUGGAUACCAUCUACAAGUUUGAGGAGUUCCACAAGGCCGUCGACAAGUUCCAAAGUGGUAACGUUAAGGGUAAGCUUCUAGUUGAGUUUGACUGA
This is a messenger RNA of Ogataea haglerorum, 1092 nucleotides long. RefSeq lists its product as uncharacterized. Gene Ontology annotation, cellular component: mitochondrion. Bases 1 to 1092 code for a protein of 363 amino acids. The transcript has a single exon. NCBI's taxonomy places the organism in Eukaryota, Fungi, Ascomycota, Pichiomycetes, Pichiales, Pichiaceae. The record is from RefSeq and is a predicted model, not a curated record. Gene Ontology annotation, molecular function: oxidoreductase activity.